CUUCAGCCUGUGUAACAUGAGUCGCUAGGCUCAGUUGAUAAAGACAAGUGUAAACUUUUGUCUGGACUUCUGAGACUCAGAAUUCUCAUAUUUUUUUCCAUCACAGUGGACACAAAAGAGUCCUUCCGCCUGGAGCUUGUACAACUGCUGUCUGUCUCUGUUGUCUGUCUCUGUUGUCAGACAAGGGAUAUGAUCUUUGUCAUUCCCAGCGCAACCACAGCUCCUGCUCCCUUCAACACCAUGGCUCGUUCCAAGAGUUCCAAGUCAUCCGGGACCUGCUGUAACCUGGUGAUGGCACUGCUGACCCUGUGGUCCAUGGUCUCCCUCAUCGUGAUCGUGGUGUGGGCCACCUCUCCUCACAUGAAGGGCUUGGCCCAGUGCAACGUAGCCCAACAGUCCCUGACCGAGAAGAUGGAGGGGGCAAAGGUUGUGUGGGAGAAGGAAAAGCAGGCCUUGCUGGAGUCUAUAAGGCUGAGCCAGGAGAACCAAACCACACUGCAGCAGGAGAUGGAGGUUGUUACUGAGAGACUGAGAGAGAAUAGCGUGUCCCUGAGCCUCAGCCUCCAGGAGAAUGCGAUGCUGCAUGUGAAUGAAACAGCACUAAGGAAUGCUAUUUUCCUGCACAGAGAGACACAGAGAAAUAUGUCCCUAGAUCUAAGUCUACAGAGAGAGCAUUUUGAGUGGUUACAAUUCAACUUCACCCAAGCUGUCCACCAGUCCCACUCCUGCUCUGCUUCAUGUGAUGCUUCAAAUAGCCAGGCGGUGGCAGCAAUGAGUCAAAUGAAAGCCUGCGAGUCCAGCAAACACUAUAUGAUGACACAAAUGGAAAGAAGAGGUUGCAAGACCAAUGGUAAUUCACCACAAGAAUCACUUCUGUUUAUUGCUCAUACACACUAUGAUUGAUAACCUCAUAUAUGCAGGCUUGUAUCAAACCAACAUGGCAUAAUAGUUUGCAAUUGCUUUAGUUUAUCUGUGUCCUACUGUCGUUUUUUUCCUACUUUCUCUCAGGAUUGUCAUCCAGAGCUUUUUGACUGUGAGGAGAGAACAAGGAUGGCCUCAUUGUUAAUCUGAAGGGUUUAUUAAUGAAUGUGAUUAACACAUACUUAUUUCACCGUG
Messenger RNA from Salmo salar (Atlantic salmon), 1116 nucleotides. RefSeq lists its product as uncharacterized. The record is from RefSeq and is a predicted model, not a curated record. Lineage: Eukaryota; Metazoa; Chordata; Actinopteri; Salmoniformes; Salmonidae.